UUUUGUUAGGUAGCUUCAUCCCUUUUACCCCGUAAUUGACUACUAUUGAUGCGUCUAGGUGACCGUGGUGGCACGUGCCACCUGAAAAGUCAAGGAUGUUCAAGGUGUUUUGCUGAAGCAGCACUUUUGAGAGGCCUAAAUCUUAGUAACCGCUGGUCCGCUGGGGUGAUUGAGUUGAGGUCAUUUUUUGUAGGGUAGUUGCGUCUCUUUUACCAGAUAUCGGAUGCUCUCGAUGCACGCGGAUGACCCCCCAUUGCACGUGCCAAAUGUAAAAUGUAGAGGUGUCAGGUUUGUUCGUGUCAAAAUAACUCGGCACUUACUGGAGCGAUUGUGUUGAAGCUUGCUCGAGUACAGCGCCGCACUAGUCGGCCUGUAAGGAGCGUUCAGUGCGCCACCGGCGGCGUCUGAGGGCGGUGCUGCCCAGCCAUGGCCGGUCUGCGCGCGCUGGCAGAGGGUCUCGGCCGGCGGCGGCCCGGCUCCAGGCCGCUGGCCACGGACUCACUGCGCGUCCGGCAGCAGUUCGAGCCGCCGCCGCCAGAGGCGCUGCAGUGGUUCCCCGGACACAUGCGCGACGGCUGGCACCAGAUGGAGGCCAAGCUGCGCGCCGUCGACGCCGUCAUCGAGGUGCACGACGCGCGCGUGCCCCUCUCCGGACGGAACGCCCGCAUCGCGCAGACGCUGGCGGCCCGGCCGCGCCUCCUGGUGCUCAACAAGGCGGACCUGAUCUCGGCGGAGGCGCGCCGGCUGGUGCGCCGCCGGCUGGAGCGCGACUCGCCCUGCCCGGUGCUGUUCACCUGCUGCCGAGACCAGGCCGACGCCGGACUGCGCGGUGUGGCGCGCGCGCUCGCCGCCCUCAUCGCCGGACAGGAGCGGGCCGCGCGCGCCGACGCCCGCGAGUUCAACUGCAUGGUGGUGGGCGUGCCCAACGUCGGCAAGUCGUCGCUCAUCAACGCGCUGCGCAGCGUGCACCUGCGGCGCGCGGCGGCCACGCCGGUGGGUGCGCGCGCCGGCGUCACCCGCUCUGUGCUGACCCGUAUCAAGGUGUCGGCGCGGCCGCUGAUCUACGUGCGCGACACGCCCGGCGUGCUGGAGCCGCGCCUGGAGGGCGCCGAGGCCGGCCUGCGGCUGGCGCUCUGCGCGGCCAUGCAGGACCACCUGGUGGGGCCGCGCCUGCUCGCUGAUUACCUGCUCUACUGGAUGAACCGGCGCGCCAACCACACCUACGUGUCCUACAUGGGCGUGACAGGGCCCACGGACGACGUAGACCGGCUGCUGGCCAGCAGCGCCGCGGCGCGCGGACGCUAUGUGCGUGUGCGGGACGUGGCCGCCGGCGGUGUGCGGCAGAUGCCGGACGUGCGCGAGGCGGCGCUGCACAUGGUGCGCGGGUUCCGCAGCGGCGCCUUCGGCCAGCUGCUGCUCGACGAUGACGUGUUGGAGGAGCGAGCGCCGCCGCCGGCCGGCUGACAGGGACGCGCCGCUCCGGUGAUAUGGUGCCUGCGUCAUAAUGACUCAUGUGCAAUCAGGUCAGGGUAGACUGGACAUUGUCUAGCGCGAGUUUUGUACUGUACUUUUGUGAUGUUGUUUAUUGUGUAUGCUUGUUCUGCUUGAAGUGAAUCAUGACUGUACAUGGGCUUGGAACCCUGAAAAUGUACUACAAUAUAACGUCACUUGCA
Molecule: messenger RNA, 1673 nt
Organism: Amphibalanus amphitrite
Lineage: Eukaryota; Metazoa; Arthropoda; Thecostraca; Balanomorpha; Balanidae
Product: mitochondrial GTPase 1-like
Exons: 2
Coding region: 427-1464 (345 amino acids)
Cellular component (GO): mitochondrion
Molecular function (GO): GTPase activity; GTP binding
Source: RefSeq, a predicted model, not a curated record